AUGGCUAAGGCUUUCUGGAUUGGGAAUGAUGCAUUAGUAUGUCAUGCCUUUAAUAAGGAUGCUACAUUGAUGGCAAUUUCUAUUAAUACAAACAAUGUCUAUAUACUCUCUGUUCCUCAAACGUCGGGUGAUAAAUUCAAAUUAGUUGAUACACUUAAAGAGCAUACCGGUCUGGUGAUGGGACUCGAUUGGUGUUCGUCAUCUAAUCAAAUCGUAUCGUGUUCAGCUGAUAGAAAUGCCUACGUUUGGAAGCAAACACCUGAAGGCAAAUGGAAACCCACUCUUGUGGCCUUACAAGUAAAGGAUAAUUUUCCGUGGCUUAACAGAGCUGCUCUCUGUGUUCAAUGGUCACCAAAAGGUGAUAAAUUUGCUGUUGGUUCAGGCAGCAAAGUCGUUUCAAUAUGUUUCUUUGAACAAGAGCAAGAUUGGUGGGUCUCCAAGCACAUUAAAAAAAGUCUAAAAUCAACGGUUACUUGUGUCGAUUGGCAUCCGAAUAAUACUCUCAUCGCAUGUGGAUCAACGGACUAUCGUGUUCGGGUUUUAUCAGCUGUUAUUAAAGAAAUUGAUUCUGAUUGUAGCGAUUCUGUCUGGGGUCCUAAAAGUCCCUUCCAAACUCCUCUUUUUGAGGCCUACGCUGGCCACGGUACUUGGAUUCAUAGUGUUCGAUUCUCAGCAGAUGGGAAUAAAUUAGCUUGGGUCGGUCACGAUUGUUCCGUAAGCGUUGCUGAUGCCAGCGCUGGAAAUCCGCCAGUUGUUCAAACCAUUCGUAGCCAAUAUCUACCGUUGCUAAGUGUUAUAUGGGUUGCCCCAAACACUAUUCUUGGUGCUGGUCAUGAUUGCUGUCCAAUUCUCUUCAACUACAACGGACCCAGAGGUGGCAUUUCUGCAGGAAAGAUGAUUAAUUUGAAGAAUGAAAGUCAAGGAGGGAGCGAACUGUCUGCUAUGCAAAAAUUCCAUCAUAUUGAUCGGAUGGCCACUACUAAUAUUACAGAUACACGUCUUUCUACCAUUCACCAAAACUCUGUGAAUGAACUUGUAAUACUCAAGGGCGAUAGGUCAAAGGCUAUUCAAGUCACAUCGAUUGGACGGGAUGGCCAAUUAGUGAUCUGGGAUUUAAUUUCCCUACCCUCACAAAUUGCGGGUCUGUCUAUCAAUUGA
This is a messenger RNA of Rodentolepis nana, 1158 nucleotides long. NCBI's taxonomy places the organism in Eukaryota, Metazoa, Platyhelminthes, Cestoda, Cyclophyllidea, Hymenolepididae. The record is from the annotation of a GenBank genome assembly.